AGACCGGAUGUAGUGUGUGUGUCAGGUGACUGAGGAUAUCAGUUACCCUGCAAGUGGAAGGCUCUCCACUACUGGUUAUAAUGGGCAGAACAUCCAGGUCUUCACAUGAUGAUAGAAAAUUCACCCUUCAAUUUAAAAACUCAAAAACUGAAUUAAAAAUAUGAUUAUUUUAGAAAAGUAUUUCAUCCACAAAAGUAAACAAAAUAAGUAUUAAAUUGUGCAAAAGUAAAAAGCCCAACCUAUUUAAACAUUGCUACUCAUCUUACUCACUCACUGAUGUGUGUGUGCCUGUCUGAUGUUUUGGAAUAUGGUUUAAUAAAGUUUGGAGGGGGAAAAAAGUCAGCAUUCCGUUAGCUCCUGCAGCUUUAGCUCGUGGCUAACAUUAGCCUCGGAGCUCCAGAGAGGGAGGCGUGUUCUGGGUCAGGAGGCCGAGCAGAGAGCAGCAGAGGCGGCGUCACUUCACCUCUGUGUGUCGGUCAGCAUGGAGGACCUGAACUCCCGGGCCCAGAGAUCCGGAGACCCGCAGCUAAACCGGGCGCUGCAGCAGUGGCUGACCUGGGACCAGAACGUGCGGACGCGGGCCCAGGUGGAUGCGCUGGUGUCGGGGGGGCGGUGGGAGGAGCUUCGGUCGAGGCUCUGCAGCCGGAUGAGCUUCGGCACCGCCGGCCUCCGGGCACCGAUGGGAGCCGGGUUCAACCGGGUCAACGACCUCACGGUCAUCCAGUCCACACAGGGGCUGUACUCGUACCUGGCCAGGUGUUGUGCAGACGUGGGCAGCAGAGGAGUGGUCAUUGGUUUCGAUACGAGAGGACAGGAGGAGAGCGGCUGCAGCAGCAUCAGGCUGGCCCGGCUGGCGGCGGCGGUGAUGCUCAGCAGAGACGUUCCCGUCCAUCUCUUCUCCGCUUUCGUCCCCACGCCAUACGUGCCGUACGCUGUGAAGAAGCUGGGCGCUGCAGCCGGGGUCAUGAUCACGGCUUCGCACAACCCCAAAGAAGACAACGGGUACAAGGUGUACUGGGGUAACGGCGCUCAGAUCUCCGCCCCUCACGAUAAGGAGAUCCUGAGGAGCAUCGAGGAGCAGCUGCAGCCCUGGAGCGCCUCCUGCUGGGGGGAGGAGGAGGCGCAGAGCAGCCGGCUGAGGACCGACCCCCUCCCCCAAAUCAACCAUUGCUACAUGGAGGAUUUGAAGACCCUCUGCUUCCACAGGGAUCUGAACGGAACCUCACCUCUGAAGUUCGUGCACUCCUCGUUCCACGGGGUCGGUCACGUCUUCGUUCAGAAAGCCUUCCAGGCGUUCGGCUUCGCUCCUCCGAUCCCCGUCCCCGAGCAGAGAGACCCCGAUCCAGACUUCCCGUCGGUGCACUGCCCCAACCCCGAGGAGGGGGAGUCGGUCCUGGAGCUCUCUCUCCUCCUGGCCGAGCGGGAACACGCUCACAUCGUCAUGGCGACGGAUCCCGACGCCGACCGGUUGGCUGUGGCAGAGAGAUCUGAUGGGACUGGGUGGAAGGUGUUCUCCGGGAACGAGCUGGCAGCGCUGCUGGGCUGGUGGAUGUUCUUCAACUGGAAAGAGGCUCACCCCGACCCUGCAGACCUGCAGAGGGUCUACAUGCUCUCCACCACUGUGUCAUCCAAGAUCCUGCAGGCCUUGGCCCGCAUCGAGGGCUUUCAUUUCGAGGAGACGCUGCCGGGCUUUAAGUGGAUCGGGAACAGAAUCCAUGAGCUUUACAAAACCGGAAACAGCGUCAUCUUCGCCUUCGAGGAGUCCAUCGGCUUCCUGUGCGGUGGUCUGAUCCCAGACAAAGACGGCGUGAGCGCGGCGGCUGUCGUGGCUGAGAUGGCGACGUACCUUCACAAUAAAAGCCUGAGUCUGAACCGGCAGCUGCACAACAUCUACCACACGUACGGGCGCCACCUGUCGCAGACGUCCUACGUGGUCUGUGACAACCCCCCCACCAUCUGCAGGAUCUUCCACCGUCUCAGGAACUUCCACGGCGAGGACUCGUACCCGCAGCACUGCGGCGGCGUGCGUGUCGCCAACGUACGCGACGUAACCACGGGAUAUGACAGCAGCCGCGCCGACCGCACAUCUGUACUUCCUGUGACGAGGAGCAGUCACAUGAUCACCUUCACGCUGCAGAACGGCGUUGUGGCAACGCUGAGGACGAGUGGCACUGAACCCAAAAUCAAAUACUACACCGAGUACUGCGCCCCACCUGGGACCAGCGAGGUGGCGGCGCUGCAGGAAGAGCUGGACCGGAUCACCGAGGCGCUGGUGGACGACUUCCUGGAGCCCGAAAGGAACAAGUUGAUUCGCCGCUGCGUCUAGCCUGCCCCCUCAUGCUGAUGAUGUCACACCCUGCCAUGUUGGUGGGCGAAUCAGAGCUGCUGAUAGUUAGUGCGGACUGAAAGACUCUCCCUGAUCAUAUCCAGGUCUGAGCGCCAUGGAAACCAAAGAGUGUGUUCGUAGGUAGAGAGACGAUCAAACAAAAGUGAAUAUUUCCUUUCACAGACGGAGGUUCAUUAACGGCAAAACCCCUGAGAGCGGAACAUAAUUCACAGUUCUGAAUCACAUCUGUAAUUCAGGUCACAAUUCAGACGGGGUCUUCUUAAUCUCCCGCUGUAAUCAGCCGCACAUUUAGAUUUCCAGAUGAAUCUUAACGAUCAGAAGCAGCAGACUCUCUGAUUGGAUAGCCCCAGUGCACUUUGGGACAUGUAGUUGACCCCUCAUUCAGUUGUUUUAAACUCUGACUUGUUGAAGUCAGGUUAUUAUUUCAGCUCAUAUUAAAACACAUAUUCAGCUCCGAUUUCAAACGAUAUGAUUUAAAAUGCGGCGCUCUUUGUUUACGUCCUGAAUGAACUUCCGUACAAUGUGAAGUCGCUGUGUGUUUUCUGAGGUUUGACUGAUAUUUUUAUAUUCAGAGGGAAAAGAUAUUUAUGUUGAAGGAUUCCUCAGUUUGUGUUCCGUCACUCAUCCCAUGAAGUAUAAUAAAUCUGUAAACUGUGUUAUAUUUA
Molecule: messenger RNA, 3012 nt
Organism: Eleginops maclovinus (Patagonian blennie)
Lineage: Eukaryota; Metazoa; Chordata; Actinopteri; Perciformes; Eleginopidae
Gene: pgm2l1
Product: phosphoglucomutase 2-like 1
Exons: 14
Coding region: 482-2326 (614 amino acids)
Biological process (GO): carbohydrate metabolic process
Cellular component (GO): nucleus
Molecular function (GO): intramolecular phosphotransferase activity; glucose-1,6-bisphosphate synthase activity; magnesium ion binding
Source: RefSeq, a predicted model, not a curated record